Molecule: messenger RNA, 724 nt
Organism: Cyprinus carpio (common carp)
Lineage: Eukaryota; Metazoa; Chordata; Actinopteri; Cypriniformes; Cyprinidae
Product: cerebellin-2-like
Exons: 3
Coding region: 101-631 (176 amino acids)
Molecular function (GO): protein binding
Source: RefSeq, a predicted model, not a curated record
GAUCACAAUCUAUAAUAAUCACAGAGAGAAGCAAUGAUGAAGAUGGAAGUUAGCAUAGUUUUAUUGCUGUGUGUGGGGGCCACACUGGCACAGGAUUUUUAUGUCACCAACAUUAGACAUCCUUGCCGAAAUCAAAAAGAUUAAGACCAUGGAGGAAAAGUUAAAUGCUCUAAAUGAUGAAGUCAGGGAACUAAGAAGCAAGAAUGAAGAAAGGGCAAAAGUAGCCUUUUCAGCUUCACUGUCAGCUUCACCGGGCAUCAAAUACUUUGGACCUCAUGAAAAAGCAAUCACUCUUGUGUAUGAGUAUGUAUUAACUAACAUUGGAAAUGCUUAUGACACCAAUACAGGAAUCUUCACUGCACCGGUAAAAGGAGUUUAUUUCUUCAACUUUGUGGUCUUCAAUCCUCAUGACAUUGCAACCGGUGUGAGACUGUUAAAAAACGGCAAUUUUGUGGUCGCAGCAUCAGAUAACCCUCCCAAGCAAGACACUGAAGACACUACAUGCAACUCAGUUAGUCUUAUUCUUGAACAAGGGGACCAGAUACAUCUUCAGCUCAUUGAGAACCGUCGUAUCUACACAGAUGGACUGAGACGUAAUACCUUUAGUGGACACCUUCUUUUUACUAUGUGAAGUUUCUGCCCAUGUACAUUUCUAAAGGAUGUUAGUCCAAAUACACUGUUUUAUACAGAUGAAAAUAAUCAAUGCUUGGAAAGAAAAAAGAAA